Molecule: messenger RNA, 2128 nt
Organism: Salarias fasciatus (jewelled blenny)
Lineage: Eukaryota; Metazoa; Chordata; Actinopteri; Blenniiformes; Blenniidae
Gene: zc3hc1
Product: zinc finger, C3HC-type containing 1
Exons: 10
Coding region: 1-1470 (489 amino acids)
Cellular component (GO): nucleus
Molecular function (GO): zinc ion binding
Source: RefSeq, a predicted model, not a curated record
AUGGCGACUCUCGGCGGUAGUCGUGGGGAUCGGCUCGGCAACUCCAAUAUGCACAAAUCUCUCGCUUCUCCAGAGAAAGUGCGCGAACUUCUCAAUGAAGGGGUGUCGUCGAUAGACGCUGCUUCUAACAGUGCACAUGGAACUUCGAAAGAUCCACUUGCAUCUUCUGAGGCAACUAACAAAGAAGCGUUUUUCUCAAGAGUGGAGUCCUACUCGUGCUUGAAAUGGGCAGGCAAGCCGCGUGUGUUGUCCCCCCUGAUGUGUGCCAGGUACGGCUGGAUCAAUGUCGCCUCCGACAUGCUCAAGUGCUCCAGCUGCCAGGCGUUCCUCUGUGCGUCACUCCAGCCCACCUUAGACUUUGAAAAAUAUGAAAGCCGCAUUGCAGAGAUAUCGCAGCAGCUUCAGACACAGCAUGAGAAGUUUUGUCCUUGGCCUGACUUUCCAUGUCCAGAGAGGUUCUGGCUUGUUCCAGCUAGUGAACCAUCAACACUACUCGCUGCCUUUUUGGAGCGCUUUCAGAGCGCCUGUCUCCUCGCACAGCAGUUGCCGGCCAUGAAACCAGAGCAGCUGAAAUCCAUGUCUCUGACAGAGGAUGUUAUUAGCGUGAUACUACAGCUGAUCGAGGAAGAACAAAAAAGAAAGGGAGGGUCUCCAUCUUCAGAGCCUUUUGGCGUCCAGGUGGCUGCCUGCAUUGUUUCUCUCUGUGGCUGGGCAGCAAGCCCAGCGCUGCAUGCCAUGCACCUUCCCAUCCUCACCUGCUCCUUCUGCAUGCGCAAAGUGGGCUUGUGGAAUUUCCACCAGAUGGAGGGAAUGUGCGGCGACGGCGACAACUCGCCGAGCCCCGCCGGUGCCUCGGCGCAGCCCACAGGUCCCGCCGCCGCCGCCGCCGCCCCCCACGAGGGUCAGGGAGACCGCUCCACGUCCGCCUCGCCCACCCCUGCUCCCACCACACCGUGUCGCAUGAAGCUCCGGAGCCAGGACUCCACGCGCUCCGACCAGGGUGAGGGCACCUCCUCCCCUGCAGCGCUGCGGGCCCGGAGCAGAGACUCACCCAGCCCCAGCGAGGAGCUGCCCAGCCCGUUGACCAGAGGAAAGAGGCCUGCUACCCGCAGCAGAGGACAUGGAGACGGCGACAGCGCUGCGAACACCCCGAAACGCAUGUGCCUCUCAUCGCUUGGUGGUCCUGAUGGGCCCAUUCACAAGAGUGCUUUUGACCCCCUGGCCCAGCACAGGGACUGGUGCCCCUGGGUGUCUGUCGGAAAGGAGAACGUGGAUCCGGGGGUUGUCAUCCCCUUUUUGGAUGGAGGCUCCGGUUUGGAUGAGCAGGGCUGGAAAGCAGCACUCGACCUCCUCAUGCCCGCUAAGAAGAACUCCACUACAAGCAGCCCGGCACAGGGCCCUCGUGACAAGUCUAAACGAGUGUUUGCCAUUUUCCGCCAGUGGCAGGUCUCCUCCUCUCCAUCUCAGUAGACUGUUGGCAAGACUCACUUUCUGGACCGACCUUUGUGGUGGUACAGAACUCAUCUUACCAGUACCGGAGUGUCACAUCAUAUCAAUGUAUGCCAUCCCCUGUAAAGUCGUGUUUACAGUCCAAGUGUUUCUAAAGCGGGGAUGAAGUUCAUCGUGUCUGUCGGCCAAUGGACGAGCGUCUUCUUUUGUGAACAGUGAAAAAUGUGAAGGAUGCCUGUGACUUUGUAAACCGUGUGGAAAAAUCGAGGUGUGGGGGUUCACAGUCUCCCCGCAUCAUUGUGUAAACAAUAAGUAGCUAUGAAGCGAUGUAAUACAUCUCAGUGUAUUAGCCGUUCGUAAACAAGACCUGAACUCCGGACCUCACAAAGUAGUCUGCGUCGGUGGGACACUAAAACCAGCACAAUGAUCUGAAUCGCUGACGAGAUAAGACGACGAGUCGUGAGAAGGGGCCCAACUGGCUCAACACUGGAAAGACCAUGUUUACCCUCGCUGUAUGGUGAGUCAUAUGCAGGACAGGUAAACAUUAACCUCAAGAAUAGCAAAAACUGUGAGGAAGCUCUUUUUGUGUGUACUGUUUUGUUUAAAAAAAAAAAAAACCCCAAGGUGGAAGAUUUUGGAUUUUAUUUCGCCAGUGCUGAAGCCCUGAGUUUUACAAGGA